Messenger RNA from Drosophila yakuba, 1647 nucleotides. Its product is annotated as solute carrier family 25 member 40. Bases 247 to 1575 code for a protein of 442 amino acids. NCBI's taxonomy places the organism in Eukaryota, Metazoa, Arthropoda, Insecta, Diptera, Drosophilidae. The record is from RefSeq and is a predicted model, not a curated record. Gene Ontology annotation, biological process: mitochondrial transmembrane transport. The transcript has 5 exons.
AGGAAUCAUAUGGGCCAGGCUUGACGUUUCAGCUCAUUCAAUAUUCUUCUUAAAUUAAAGUUCGUUCGUUACGAAAAACCUUCGACUCAGAUCAGAUAUCUCACCAAAUUGUUGGCGCUGCACAGUGAUGUCUUCCCUGAAGACCGGUGGUCCUGUCUAAUUGGAAUCAACCAAAUUGUCAGGCGACAUCUCGGUCGCCUGAGAUACACAAAACUAAAACAGAUUUCUAAGCAAAUACAUAACAAAAUGAUGCCGCCGCAGCUAAUGUCCCAAACGGGAAACGGCGGCGAGAUGGAAGGGAGUCGAUUGGAGUGCAAGGAGUUGGAUCCGCUGCGGCUGACCACGCUGAUCCUGAGUGCGGAUCCGCGGUACCGCAUCAAACCCAUGCAGCAGGUCAUGUCUGCCCUCGUCGGUGGCCUCAUCACAACGUUUGUGGUGACGCCCUUGGAAGUUGUGAAAACGCGCGUCCAGACACAGCACGCGAUCCGCCAGCGACCGACUGUUUCCAAGCUAUGCUACGUCUACCACAACGGCCUGAUGACCCACGUGUGCCGCUCCAGCGACAUCUGCAUACCGAAACCAGGCCGGGAUCCGCGAAACCUUCGGCCCCUACGCGGCGCCAUGGAUGCCUUUGUCAAGAUCAUCUGCACCAGUGGCUUCAGCGGCUUGUGGGCGGGCCUUAGUCCCACGUUAGUUUCGGCCCUGCCCUCCACGAUUAUCUAUUUUCUGACAUACGAGUAUAUCAAGAAUUCCCUGUCCCACCUCUACAUGGUCCCGCAGAAGUUUGAGGAAUCCGACAUGGCGGACCAAGUGCCGGGAGCCGACGGAGGGGAUCCCCUGGACCAGGCCACCAGGGGAAUAAAUGUGAGCGCCACCGCGCCGGUAACCACCACAUCGCUGCCGUACUACGUGCCCAUGGCCUCGGGCAUUUGCUCGCGCACCAUUGUGGUCACGGCCAUCACGCCCAUCGAGAUGGUGCGCAUCAAGAUGCAGUCGGAGUACAUGACCUACUCCGAGCUGUGGCGCGUGCUGCGCUCGUUAAUCCGCCAGCACGGUAUCCUGGGUCUAUGGCGGGGCUGGCCGCCCACCGUGAUGCGGGACGCACCAUUCUCGGGAACCUACUGGGCGGUCUACGAGGCGAUUAAGCGGGCCUUUAGCGUCACGGAGCCCACAUUCCUCUUUAGCUUCCUCACGGGCGCCAUCUCCGGAGCGGUGGCUACCUUUGUGACCAUGCCCUUUGACCUGAUCACCACACACACGCAGAUUGAGCUGGGUCAGGACGUGCUGUACGAGGAGGUGGGAGCGGGAACAGGUGCAGCUGCAGAAGCCGGUGCCGGAGCACGACCAAAGACGCCACCCAGUGCCGUCUCCAAAUCCAAGCCGUCGGUGCUCUCACGAAUGCGCCAAAUCUACAGGCUGCAGGGAGUGCGGGGCCUCUACGUUGGGGUAAUGCCGCGCAUGCUCCGUGUGGUUCCCGCCUGCGCCAUCAUGAUCUCCACCUUCGAGUACAGCAAGUCGUUCUUCUUCCACUACAACCUGGAUCUCCAGGAGGCAGCUUACCGGGGCUCCCAUUGAAGCAACCGCCAAUCGCGUGGAAGAGCAAGUGCAUCUGCCAUGGCUGCUAAGAGGGAGGCCUGCGGCCAAUUU